Molecule: messenger RNA, 1629 nt
Organism: Hypoxylon fragiforme
Lineage: Eukaryota; Fungi; Ascomycota; Sordariomycetes; Xylariales; Hypoxylaceae
Exons: 1
Coding region: 1-1629 (542 amino acids)
Source: RefSeq, a predicted model, not a curated record
AUGGCUUCAGAUGAUGAUGAGGAGUCUAAUCACGGAGCCGAGUACUACUCUGAUUACGACUCUGUUUCCAUCUCUGAUUCUGUCAUUGCAAACAACGGCAGCGAAGUUUCUAGCGAACCAGACGUCGAUCAGAUAUGCCUGGACGGGCAGAAAUACAGACGUGACCUCUACGACCAUGGUGACGCCCUCAAGGAACACGCGAAGGCUCUCAAGGACCUCCGGACACGAUUCGACAACGUCUUUGGCUUCUUUGAGGAUUAUAAGAAGAAGGGCACUGCAAGUACCACAAUUGACAGUAGCCAAGAGCCUUCUCAGGCAACGACUAGCAAGACGACCGAUGAGCCAUCUGCAGGAACCUCUUCACAGCCAUGCGAAGGUCUCGACACGGACGAGACAAACAUGGCCAACGAUGCAACAGAGGAUACUGAGGAUACUGAGGAUACUGAGGACUCUGAGGACUCUGAGGACUCUGAGGACUCUGAGGACUCUGAGGAUAUUGAGGAUGACAUAGCCAAGAAGAAGGUGAAGGAUUUGAAGGACAAGCUGAACUCUUCAGACGACUUGAGAGUUAAGCUCAGCGAUCUUAUUGAAGGAGCUAAGAAAAUGGAGGUCGUGGGCACUUGUUAUGAUAGAGAAGCCGAGGAAAAGAAAGCCCGAGAAGCCAUGAGUCCGUACCCGCCCCAGGUUCCGACCCCCUUCGGACUCCACCAGCUGGGCCUCGAUGACUUGUCAAACCUCAUCAGUCGCGAAUUGUCUGACCUUUUCGGCCUACCCUGUCCUCCACCUUGGACUGCUGCUUCUUUCGAGCCCAAGCCCAAGCCUAAGCCAACGACGAUAAUUGCGGAGCCCACGAUGACAGUUGCGGAACCUAUGAUGAUAGUUGAGGAAUACCAGGAGGUGAAGCACGGGACCUACUACGGACCUAUCAAUUUGGGAAAGCGAGAGCGAUGGCUAAUGAGAAAGCCCAUGACAAUGAGAAAGGUCGGGGUCAAGGCUCCAAUCCGCUGGCAUAACCUAGCAGCAGACUCAAAGGCCAAACCCAAACACGAAUACGAAUAUAAACCUACGCUCUACUCCCAAACCCCCAUGAAGGUUACCAAGCUGCCUCGAAAGAAGCCCAAUAAACACACCCGCUACCCGCUUCAGACGAAGACCACCGCCGAGAAACGACGCAUCUACAUGCGCAAGCACUGCGGCAUCGAGCCUCGGGCGGACAAGAUCCGCGGCGCCGACGCGCUCUACAUGGCGAUGUUCGUGGACACCAAGACCCGGCGCCUGUUCUUCAAGGACAACACGCUGCACUGCCGGCCGCGCCUGCGGUGCCGCCGCGAGUACUGGAUGGACUCGUGGUUCAUCUGGCGCGGAGAGCCGCGCCAGGCGCACCGCCGCCGGGGCGCCUGGACGCUGAUGUUCUACUUCGGCUCCAAGCACACCCGCAAGCUGCCGCGCGUCCUCUCCGCGGAGUCCAGGAUCCUGGACGAGGAGAUCCGCGACCUCGUUGCCGCGCUGCAGUGGCUUGCGACGGACCCGGAGGUUAUUGCGAUGCAGAGACGGAGGGAGUUGCUCGCUACUCUGCGCGACUUCAAUACGCUUCCUGUAGGAACUUUAAUAAUCGCAACUGCCAUUUAG